GGAAGAACCAGGUGUUUUGAAGUAGAGGAUGAAAGCACCAACUGAGCAGCCUUCUCUGAAAGUUGGAGGAAAAGUGGGCUCAGCUGAGAACAAAUUAGAACAAGCUGACAUGGAAUUAAAGCAAUUUCAAGCUCCAUCUGAGGUUUUCCUACAUUUACUUCAUGUAAUAACUAAUUAUUCUUUCCAGCCAACCUGUGGAGCUAUUACUGUUCUUGAUAUAUGAAGGGGUUGAGGGUGUGCAGUGCCAAACCAGCCCCUUUCCAGUGUGCCUGUUGAAAAUGCUCCCCAGUGCUGCCUCUGCCCCUGAGGAACCCAUCACACCUUAGAGGCUCCCUUUGGCUUUGCACUUAAAGAUAUUGUUCAUAAUGCCAACUGCAUCUUCAUCAGCUUCCUAGAGAACCGAGCAGUUGAAGCUGACGGAUCACUUGCUAUGCCAGCUAGAGCUGUGGUCCCAGCUGCCCUGAGUGAUCAGAGCCUGGCUAACCCGCCAUGCUUCACUCCCUGCUGUGGUCGUACAGGCCACAGAUGAGAGGUUUUCUUGAGGAGUUUGACCAUUACUCUUCCUUGGUCAAACUCAUGUCAGUAUACCAAGCAACUAACAGGACCACCUUCAAUUGGACAGACAGCCGCAUUGUGGAGUGGGAGAAAUUUGCGGAGCUGGCUAAAUAUGAGCCAGAGUCCCAGAAGCCAACAGUGAAGGCUCUCCUCAUCGUGGCCUACUCGGUGAUUAUCAUCAUGUCGCUCUUUGGGAACAUGCUGGUGUGCCACGUGGUGCUGAAGAACAAGAGGAUGCACUCAGCCACCAGCCUUUUCAUUGUCAACCUCGCGGUCUCUGACAUUAUGAUCACGCUGCUCAACACGCCUUUUACCUUGGUUCGGUUUGUGAACAGCACGUGGAUCUUUGGGAAGGCCAUGUGCCACAUCAGCCGCUUCGUGCAGUAUUGCUCGCUCCACGUUUCCACGCUGACUCUAACAGCCAUCGCCCUGGACAGGCACCAGGUCAUUCUGAACCCACUAAAGCAAAGGAUGUCACUAACAAAAGGAGCGCUGAGCAUUUCUGUUAUCUGGCUGAUGGCAACCUGUUUCUCCCUGCCACAUGCCAUCUAUCAAAAGCUUUUCCAGUAUAACUACAGGGAAGCCACUGUCCGGAGCUUGUGCGUCCCUGAUUUUCCUGAGCCUGCAGAACUGGUCUGGAAGUAUCUGGACCUGUCUACCUUUCUCCUCCUCUACCUCCUGCCCCUGCUCAUCAUCACCGUCACCUACACACGCCUGGCUAAGAAGCUGUGGCUCCGCAAUGCCAUCGGAGACAUCACCACGCAGCAGUAUAUCACCCACCACAAGAACAAGAAGAAGAGCAUCAAGAUGCUGAUGCUGGUGGUGGUGGUCUUUGCCGUCUGCUGGUUCCCUCUCAACUGCUACGUGGUGCUCAUCUCCAGCCUAGGCAUCAAGACGAAGAACUCCCUCUAUUUUGCUCUGCACUGGUUUGCCAUGAGCAGCACCUGCUACAAUCCUUUCAUCUACUGCUGGCUGAACGAGAGCUUCCGCUCGGAGCUCAAGUCCCUGCUCUGCAUGUGCCAGAAGGUGCCCCAGCCUCGGGACAACGUGCUGCCGCCUGUGAUCACGUCCUGCCGAGAGGCAUGGAUGGAGCAGGCCAGGUGCAGGAAGGGACCUUCCUCCCAGACCAUUUGCUCCACUGUCAACGUCCAGACAGCCAACACCGAUCUGUGAGCCAAAGGGCAGAGAUCAAGCCCUGAGAAGUGGGAAUGCAGCUGGGCCAGCACCAGAGACCAUCCUCUUGCACUGCUGUAAAAAUUAGCAGAUUUGUUCAUGCUGAUACCCAGAGGGAGAAGAGGGAGAAAAACCCCCAAACGUCACACAGGAAGUUUGGAUGCAAAGUGCACACCUAGAAUUAGCAGCUGGAAAUUAACGAACAGACAGCCGCUGCCGUGGCCAGCAGAGAAGAGUUUCUCCCGCAAGUCAGGGAAGAUUGCUCUACCCUCUCACCAACCGAAAAGCAAACGCCCAUUUCCCUCAAGCUAUCACCUCCUACAUUGUGGUGGGGAGAAAAAUUCCUCUGAUCUCCCCAGAUUUUGGAUGAAGCCCAAGCAAGAGUACUGAAGGGAUAAGGACAGGGUUCUAAUGCCCAGCAUAGAGUCAGCUCUCAUCUUCAAGAUUCAAGGCUUUUCACAAAGCUGUCCUGUCCCACCGCUGCUCAGCAGUAGUCCCUACCCAAAUUCCGGGGAUGUUCCUACAUCCUGAGUUUGAUCUCCAAGCACACACGCCUUUCCAAUAACAGCCGCUCCACGUCGCUUGUCCUGAGCAGCUUCUGCAGGUACGCCAGCGGCAAUUUUGCUGUUGGCCAUACCACGUUUUGGGUGUCUGCGCAGGAACAGAACUGCAGUCCCUGGCAGAGCUGUCAGGACAAGCAGCCGUGCAGGAGCAGAUCCCCGGAUGCUGCCGAAACCCCGGUGCGGGUCUGCCUGAAGCACCGAGCUGCAUGAGGAGGGGGUGGCACGGGGUCAGCGUGCCCAGAGGAAGGCAUGCAGGAGGCUGUGCCUGAUGUGCUGCACUGCAGCAAGCCCUUCCGAAGGGGCUGCUGGAUGUCUCCCUCCAGAUCAAAGCCAAAGCAUUUCUUGCUUCACCUCCUGUCUCCCCUUACUGUAUUUACUCCUCUGCCCCCAGUAAUAGGGGUUAAAGUAACACCUUUGGUCUAUACAAAAAAGUUUUUUUCUCCUGUGAGUCAAGAGUGGCCAAUAAUGCCUUGUUUGGCAAUGCUAAACUGUGUGAUGGUCUCCGCAAUGAGCCGCCAGUGAAGAGCAGCUGUCACUUAUCAGAGGUGACAGGGAAAAAUAUAAUAAAUAAUCAAAAAAUAAUCAACGGGCUGAAUCCCACAGAACCCAAGUGCUUGGUUUUAUAACACAAUAGUCUGUCACUUGGAGAGGCCUUUUUUUUUUGUUUCUAUGACAGCCCUCAUAAAAAUCUCCUUGGCAGAUAAGAACAGACAAAUUGCUUUAUAAAAUCGGAAUGAUGGACCAUCUAAUUUGUCUGCUGGAGACAAAAACAAUUGCUUUAUGGAGUACCAUAAGAGACAAUCAUAGGGAGUGUCCCGUUUAAUGGAAUUCUUGCUUAUUGACUUGAAAUUAAUGCUGCUUUAGUGUAUAUAAGUUUAUAUCCUCACCAAGUGUCUUGUCUGUCUGACCUACCUGCAUGCUUUCCUGGUGCACUUAAGUAGCUAAUCCAUAUCAUGUCCUGGCAGGCUGUCGAACCUCGGCAAUCUCUUGCAGAAAGGAUUUCCACUCUGGCAAGGAGCUCUGCUGGGUACGUGUAGCUGGAAGCUACAGUGAUUUUCAAGACAUGAUGGUUGACAGCUUCAUGCCAUUCUAGCAGAACUGCACCAGAUGCUUCUGCCAGAUCCGCAAAGUCUUGUGGCUUCUUCUUCUUUUUUUAAUUGGUUGGAAACAGGAGUGCUGAGAGACUAACAGGCUGACUCCCGUCCUUACCCCUGCCCUCAGAGUGGUUCCAAAGAAUGUUUUUCAAUGUGGUGAUAGGCGCUUUAUGUACAUAAAUGUAUAUAAAGACUUUGUUCAAAUCCUCACUUGUAGCCAGCUCUAGUAUGGUAAUCAGUGUAAUUCCAAGGCUGCCAGACUUUGGAUGUUGUUAAGGGGAUAAUUUAUGAUACAUUGCAAAAAUGAUGGUGGGUAAGCAUUUGAGCAGCAGAUCUUGUUCCUUUUCUCAAGACAGAAAUGAUUGCUGGCUGCCACAUCUUGUCUUGGGCAAUUUCAAACAGGAGUUAAGUGACCAAUGACCUAAACCUAGAUUCUUUCUCCCUUCAUUGCUCUCAAAUCCUGUUUGCCUUGGCUCUGAAGGGGAACAGGGGGGAGUGUGUUGGAGAGGCUUGUCCC
Anas platyrhynchos (mallard) is the source of this 3902-nucleotide messenger RNA. Lineage: Eukaryota; Metazoa; Chordata; Aves; Anseriformes; Anatidae. The record is from RefSeq and is a predicted model, not a curated record.